Messenger RNA from Camponotus floridanus (Florida carpenter ant), 1602 nucleotides. Its product is annotated as arrestin domain-containing protein 17. The record is from RefSeq and is a predicted model, not a curated record. Gene Ontology annotation, cellular component: cytoplasm. Gene Ontology annotation, biological process: protein transport. Bases 67 to 1446 code for a protein of 459 amino acids. The transcript is spliced from 8 exons. Lineage: Eukaryota; Metazoa; Arthropoda; Insecta; Hymenoptera; Formicidae.
AUUCUCGACGCUAGCUCGACUGGCAACCAGUCAUGCGGUACCAGCGUCGCGAGAGGAUUCAUACUCAUGUCAGUCGUCCAUUCUGUUUAUUUGUUGGGCUUAGGGUUGCCUUCUUCAAAAACACAUGCUACUCGACCUCGAUCCAACUCAAGAAACAGCUCAAUAUAUUCCCAGAUGCCGUCGUUGAGGACUUUUCGCAUUGAGUUCGAUCGAUCAGGCGCUACUUAUGCACCUGGCGAACAAGUCACCGGCAAUGUUAUCAUCGACUUGGCCAGGGAGAAAUCUAUCAGAGCUCUGAAAUUAUCGAUUAAGGGAGAAGCUAAUGUUAACUGGGAAAGAACGAGAACUAGAAAAGAUUCUCAUGGACGCAAUCAGACUGAGGUUGAUCAUUUCCGAGCAAGCGAACAUUAUUUUAACUUAACUUAUUAUCUGUUCGGAAAUACAACAGGUUCCUCAAGUGAUGGAGAAGUACGGAUGCCAGCAGGAUUUCAUAAAUACCCUUUUACUUUUUCACUACCCUCCAAUAUACCAUGUAGCUUCGAACAUGUAAAUGGUCACAUCAGAUACACGACGAAAGCGGUUAUUGACAGACCGUGGAGAUUCAAUCACGAGUGCAAGAUUGCGUUUACUGUAGUCUCAUCUUACGAUUUGAACAAUCACAGUCAACAAUGUCUCGGCAUAGAUGACGAAACGAGUGAUAGCUUCUGUUAUUUCUGCUGUGUCAAUAUGGGUUCGAUAAAAACACGUAUUAAAAUACCGACAACGGGAUUCGUUCCAGGCCAAUCGAUAGAAACGAUGAUCAAUUUAAAUAAUACCAGUAGUGUCAAUGUGACGAAGAUCUGCGUUAAAUUGGAACGGUCCUUGGAAUUCCAUGCGAAAACACCGUAUAAUUCGACUAAAACGGAUAAAGCGGUCAUAAAGGCCGGACAUAAUACGGGACCAUUCAGCCAAUAUGACGAUAUUAUAUCACGAUUACAAAUUCCACCGAUACCACCAUCCCAAUUGGAAUAUUGCAAUAUAAUAGAUCAGAAUUAUAUCUUACGCAUUACAAUUCACGUCUCAGGAAUGCAUUGCAGUAUCACCAAGACUUAUCCAAUCUUGAUCGGAACAAUCCCACUGCAUUCUGUAUCUCAUACACAAACUAUACAGCCUACAGCUCCAAUGAUGCAAUACGAUGAUGAUCCUCCUCCACCAAUGCCGACGUCUCCAGACUAUGCCUCACCAAAUUUGCCUUAUCCAGGAUCUCAACCCAUAGGUUUUACAAAUCAACCUAGCACUUCGGUUAACCAAUGGGACAUACCGCCGCCAUCAUAUGAAGAAUGUAUGCAAAGAGCGGAUUCUAUUAAAGAUCACGAUGAAUCUAAUUACGUGCACGGGGCCAACGAACCUUUCGCACCCAGAUAUCCAGUUUUUAAUUUCUCAAUGCCUUAUCCAUCUGGAAAAUAAGAUGAAAUGUUUGGAAAAUAAGCACAGAUAAGACGGAGGAGUAUAUCCUAUACCACCAACAAACUUAUUGUUAUUUGACAUAAACUUGCAAAAGCAAGCAUGCUAGAAAAAUAUAGAUUUCUGAUACUACCUCAUAUAAUGUAUUCGAAUAUAUUU